Messenger RNA from Trachemys scripta elegans, 2700 nucleotides. It is a transcript of the gene FAM131A, whose product is annotated as family with sequence similarity 131 member A. The record is from RefSeq and is a predicted model, not a curated record. Lineage: Eukaryota; Metazoa; Chordata; Testudines; Emydidae. Bases 88 to 1158 code for a protein of 356 amino acids. The transcript is spliced from 6 exons.
GUGUGUCCGGCGGCGCCCAUGCGGGUCUGCGGCGAUGCGAGCGGGCUGCGCUCGGCCCCGCUCCCCGCCUAGCCGCCCCGGCCGAGCAUGGGCUGCAUCGGCUCCAAAGGCACCCUCGUGGCUGUGGACACGACUUUGCAUGUGGAGUGGAAUGAGGUGAAGGCCCUGCCUGCCCUCUCGCCCUUGGGGAGCACCAGGACGUCGCUGGUCCACAGGCUGGUUCGGCAGAGCUCAGUGGACAGCCAGGACUCUCUCGAGGUAAAUGUUGAAGACACUGUCGAAAUGUUACCCAAGUCCCGGCGAGCGCUCACAAUCCAGGAGAUUGCUGCCCUCGCCCGGUCCUCCCUGCACGGUAUCUCGCAGGUGGUGAAGGACCAUGUCACCAAGCCCACGGCCAUGGCGCAGGGCAGGGUGGCGCAUCUCAUCGAGUGGAAAGGCUGGUGCAAGCCCACGGACUCCCCGGUGGCUCUGGAGAGCGCCUUCAACUCCUACUCGGACCUGAGCGAAGGGGAGCAGGAGGCCAGAUUCGCAGCAGGUGUGGCCGAGCAGUUUGCCAUUGCCGAAGCCAAGCUGAAGGCUUGGUCCUCCGUGGACGGGGAAGACUCCAACGACGAAUCCUACGACGAGGACUUUGGGACAAACACCAACGGCACCCAGCCAGCUGAUGCUGCAGGCCAGCUGCCGCCCGGCUCCUUCCUGAAGGAUCUCCUCCAUAGCCGUCUGUGUCAGCUCAGCGUCCGGCAGGGCUCCUGCGAGCCCGAGAGCGACUCCUCCCAGACCAUCUCCCCGGAGACCCUGUGCUCCAGUCUGUGCAGCCUGGAGGACGGGCUGCUCCUCAAGGAGCUGGGCUCGCCGGGCGAACUGGCCGCCAAGCUGCUGGGCUCCCUGGCCGGAGGGGAGGAGCUGCUCCCUCAGACUGGAGAAAGUGCCUUCCGGAGCCUGGGACAGCUGGAGUGCCAGGACUCCAUGUACUCCAUGUCCUGCACGGAGUCCUGCCUCUCGCCCACGGAGGACGACGGCCUGCCCUGCAAGGACUACCACACGGCGUGCAAGCUGCACGGGGACAGCUGCGGGGUCAGGAGGAAAGUCUCCGACGUGGCCUCGUCGGGGGUGGUGUCACUGGAUGAGGAAGAGGAGGAGGAGGCUGAAGAGCAGUGAACUGGGCUUGGUCUGUGGCAUGCUUCACCUGCCAUCUCUGUCCCACUCCGUGACACCCCGCUCCCCCCUCCGGGCCCCGUUCCCAGAACCGUCUGUUCUCCUUGUGGGCGAGUCCUGUCUGGGGAUGGCAUGAGCCUUAGCCAGGCAGGGGAGGAUGGUGGAAGGAAAAUCCAGCACCCCCACUGGCGGAGACUGUUGAAGCCUGAGGCCUCGCGGCCGGCCGCCGGAUGGAUUUGCUUGCUGCGUCUCUCUCUCUCUCCCCUCGUCUGUUUUUUUGCAUGAGAGUGUUUUGGGGAAAACAAAAAACCCUGAAUCGGAGCCGACUGGACCUGACACCAUCUGGGACGGCUCUGAGCAUGUCCUGCACCCUGCCUCCGAACCCCUGGGGAGGCGCCUUUCGCUGUCCGGGUGGCAUGGCUAGUGCUGUUAAAGCAACACGUGUCUGUUCCUAACGCAGAUUAACCCCCUGCCCUGGCCCCCCAAGCCCCGGCUCAGAGCCGGUGCCGCGGCGUAGUGUGCUGGGCUGCUCUGUACUUGACUUGGGAGGUCGUUUUUCAACCCUUUGGCACAAAACCAGCUCUUUGCUUUUAUCGUACUGGGUUUUAUAUCGUGAACCGAGACAAGGAGACGGCCGAGGGCAGAGCAGGUUUGUCGGGGCGGAGCCGGACAGGAAUUGCCGUCUCUGCUGGGACUCCCCGCAGUGGGGGAGGGUGGGACGAGGGGGCACGGGCUGAGUUGGGGGGAGCGCGAGAGCAGAUCUUUUUCUAUAUUUUUGUAUGUUGUCUCUGUGUGGCCCUGGCCGGGAAUGUUGGGGGACGCUCCAGGGAGACGGGGUGCAGGGACUGGUGCCAGCCCAGCCUCGGCAAUGAAGUACUAACUUACCCAUUGGACAGCUUGGCCUCCGCAGAGCUGCCGCUGGGGCUGGGCAGUGGGGAGAGCUCAUGUUCCCCGUGCUAGAGUAAAUCUGACCGAUCCCAGGGAUACUUUCUGCAUGCACAGACACGGGCAUGCACCUGCGCUCCCACAUGUGUGCCCACAAACGCAUGGGCACACACAGACCCCCCCGCACUGUUCACGGCGUGCCAUUGAGGGUGCCCAGCAUUUUACAACCCCCAUUCCCGCCCCGGAGAACCAACCCUCUGCUCCUGCUGCCAGGUCUGAGUUGGGGGCUGGAUCGAAAUGGGCUGUUUUCUGGGUCGGCCGCGGCUGAAAUCUCCUGGGAUUUCAUGCAAAGCCUCAUCCCCCAAACCGACCCCCCAAAUCCAGCCCCGGCAGCCCUUUGGUCUAGCUCUGCGCAGCGCCGGGGUGCACACGCAGAUCUGAGCGCACACGCGUACACGACAGCGCCAGGCACCUGCCACGGGCCAGUGGGAAACAAAACCCAAGUCCCAGCUGUGGUGAGUGCACCAGGUCGCUCAGGUGGGAGCCCCCUCCCCUCCGGCAGAGGGGCUCAGGCUGGCUCCCGGCGGCUGCAGGUUUGGGAAUGCUGAGCCUGGAACCCAGUGGAAAUGCAGGGGCGGGGCGGGGCGGGGCCUGGGGGGG